Messenger RNA from Penaeus vannamei (Pacific white shrimp), 1236 nucleotides. The record is from RefSeq and is a predicted model, not a curated record. Lineage: Eukaryota; Metazoa; Arthropoda; Malacostraca; Decapoda; Penaeidae.
GGAGCCAACUACACCACCUGAGCUACUGCUUCCUGGCGUCAUAUGGCACUCAGCGGACCUUGAUUCUAGAUACGAAGAAUUACAAUGGCAAUCCCGAAGGACUCGAGACGUUCUUCCUUCCUCUCAGCGACACUUGCACAAGUUACAACAAGUCUCAGAUGGUUGCUUGGCCAGGGAAGAAAGAUUCGCUCGUGGUGCGUUUCCCGAGUAUGGACAGACCGAAUCCGAGGCCGAACUAUUUUCCGAAGUCAAUCCCGAAGGACAUUUCCGAGCGUCUGGUGCGCCUCCACGGAGAUCCUUUUGCCUGGUGGAUGGGCCAGUUCUUCAAGUACGCCAUGAGGACGAACAAGGAUUUCCAGGAUUACAUUGAUAACCAAGCGCGAGAAAAAUGGUUACGAGUCUCCUGUCGUAGGCUUGCAGAUUCGACGGUCUGACAAGCUGAUAAGAGAGGCAGUUUACAUUGACCUCAGUGUGUACAUGCAAGAAGUGGAUGAAUUCUACAAACAGCUGGAGUUGCGACAGCCUGUUGCUCAACGGAGGAUCUUCUUGGCCACAGACGAUCCAAAAGUAAUUCCAGAAAUAAAUAAGAAGUACCCGGAGUACAAGGUCGUGUACAACUCGGCCAGUGUCGACUCGACGCGCUUGAACCAGCGGAAGAAGGCGUCGAGUUUGCGGUAUUUCCUCGCUGAUGUUUACUUCCUCUCGCGGUCCGACUUCCUCGUCUGCGGGAUGACCUCCAACAUCUGCAGGCUGUGUUACGAGCUGAUGCAGAGCCUCCACGCGGACGCCUCGACCCGCGUGUCGUCGGUCGACAGAGAUUACUACUUCCACUUCGAGGUCGAUCAUGUCGCCAAAGCUCGCUUCCCUCAUAAGCCUAGAAGGCCCGAAGAACUAGAAAUGCAAGAAGGAGAUCUGGUGGAAGGAAGCAACAGAGGUCACUUCUCCGAACAUCCCAGCAAAAACAAUGGGUUUCUGUGGGGCAAGAACACGCGCACCAACAAAUCUGGUUAUUACCCCGCUUACAAGACCGUCGAGGUUUUGAAAAAAGCAGAUGUUCUAUCCUUUGAACACAUUGACAGAAAAAAAUAAAAUCUUAUGUGUUGUUACAUUUUUUGAUCGAUUUUUUUUCUACUUGAAGCUUGUCCGAGGUUAAAGAAACGGUUGUAAUUAUGAUCUCAAAAUUAGGAAUAUUAGAUAUCGUAAGUUCCAUGUGAACACCUAAUUGUUACACGGACC